AUGGAAGAAAUAGAGCCAAUCGACUUAAUGCAGAUCGAUGAAGACCCUAGCUGGCAAGAUCCCAUAAUCAACUACUUAGUGAAUGGAAAUCUGCCAACAGAUAAGUCCGAAGCUAGGAAGGUCCAGCAAAAAGCCGCGAGAUACUACAUGCAGGGCGACAAGCUCAUUCGCAGAUCAUACUCCAGCUCUCAUCUUACUUGCAUAAAAUACUCUCAAAUGCUUGAGGUCCUUUGUAAAAUUCACGACGGCGAGUAUGGCAACCAUUCUGGGGGCAGGUCACUUGCCCAGAAGGCUCUAAGCGUAGGCUAUUUCUGGCCCACUAUGCGCCAUGACUCUACUGAAUAUGUCAAAAUAUGUGAUCACUACCAACAGUACAAACCAGUUCCUAACAUGUCUGCCGAAGUCUACUAUGCGCAGAACAGUUCGUGGCCUUUCAUGCAAUGA
Molecule: messenger RNA, 444 nt
Organism: Prunus armeniaca (apricot)
Lineage: Eukaryota; Viridiplantae; Streptophyta; Magnoliopsida; Rosales; Rosaceae
Source: the annotation of a GenBank genome assembly